Molecule: messenger RNA, 3424 nt
Organism: Leopardus geoffroyi (Geoffroy's cat)
Lineage: Eukaryota; Metazoa; Chordata; Mammalia; Carnivora; Felidae
Gene: MC5R
Product: melanocortin 5 receptor
Exons: 2
Coding region: 152-1129 (325 amino acids)
Biological process (GO): G protein-coupled receptor signaling pathway
Cellular component (GO): membrane
Molecular function (GO): melanocortin receptor activity
Source: RefSeq, a predicted model, not a curated record
UCAGAAGAUCCUAUCCUAGGGUGAUGGCAUUUAGCCUGUGGAUGCCAGGUACCCAGGCUGAGCUAGCAUCCUCAGUGAAGAGCCCAAGGGCUGCUGUGCAAGAAAAGAAGCACGAGGGACCACUGUAAAUUUGUUGCCAAGAAGAGGAGCAAUGAAUUCCUCAUUUCACGUGCUUUUCUUGGAUCUCAACCUGAAUGCCACAGAAGGCAACUUUUCAGGACCAAAUGUCAAGAACAAAUCUUCCCCAUGUGAAGAGAUGGGCAUCGCUGUGGAAGUGUUUCUGACUCUGGGUCUCAUCAGCCUCUUGGAGAACAUCUUGGUCAUAGGUGCCAUAGUGAAGAACAAGAACUUGCACUCCCCCAUGUAUUUCUUUGUGUGCAGUUUAGCAGUAGCUGACAUGCUGGUGAGCAUGUCUAACACCUGGGAGACCAUUACCAUAUAUUUAAUAAAUAAUAAGCACCUGGUGAUAGCAGAUGCCUUUGUGCGUCACAUCGACAAUGUGUUUGACUCCAUGAUCUGCAUUUCUGUGGUGGCCUCCAUGUGCAGUUUGCUGGCCAUUGCAGUGGAUAGGUAUGUCACCAUCUUCUAUGCUCUGCGCUACCACCACAUCAUGACAGUGAAGCGUUCUGGGGUAAUUAUUGCGUGUAUCUGGACCUUUUGCACAGGCUGUGGCAUUGUUUUCAUCAUUUACUAUGAAUCCACUUAUGUCAUCAUUUGCCUCAUCUCCAUGUUCUUUACCAUGUUGUUCCUCAUGGCGUCUCUAUAUAUACACAUGUUCCUCCUGGCAAGGGCUCAUGUCAAGCGGAUAGCAGCUCUUCGUGGAUACAGCUCCGUGCGGCAAAUGACCAGCAUGAAAGGAGCUGUCACCCUGACCAUGCUGCUGGGCAUUUUUAUCGUGUGCUGGGCUCCGUUCUUUCUCCAUCUUAUUUUGAUGAUUUCUUGCCCCCAGAACCUCUACUGUUCUUGCUUUAUGUCUUACUUCAAUAUGUACCUUAUACUCAUCAUGUGUAAUUCUGUGAUUGAUCCUCUGAUAUAUGCCUUCCGCAGCCAGGAGAUGAGGAAGUCCUUUAAAGAGAUUAUUUGUUGCCAUACCUUCAGAAUACCCUGUAGGUUCCUUGGCAGGUAUUAAACAAAAAGUUUUUCUCCCUGUGGCUCUCUUUUAUCCUUCAUUUACCUUAUGACAAAAUCAGUUGGUACAGCCAAGGAGUAAGCCAGAAAACUAGAAAUCAAAAAUGUGUAGAACUGUUUCUCUUUUUUCUGUUGAAUUUGUGCUUCACUUUUUCCCCCUGUGGCAGUUGUUAGGUCAGACAUGCAUAUGUUGCUUUUAAAAUUUGGGAAUGCGGCGUGACAAUUUUUUACUGUCCUGUUUUCCUCUUACUUUUUCUUCUGCUCCCACCCAUUUCUGGUAGUCCAAUCUAUCCUCCAUCUAGUAAGUGUGUGCUCAGGGAAGAUAAAACAUCUUGGGUGCAGGUCUCAGUGUGAGGAAUAGCUAUAACUGAAACUAUAAUUAUAACUGAAAGAAAGGCUGUGUGAUUGCUUUCUUUCCAUGGAAGCAGUUUCAUAAUUUUGCUUGAUGCUCGUGGGAGUCAUGCAUGCUUUUCAAGGCAGAAUUGAGUGGUCAAAUUCUUUGCGUUUGAAAUUUCCAUUUCCAUUUCCAUUUCAUUUGUUAUAGGAUGACUCUACAGCUCUCUUUUUCUGAACUUUUGAUUUUAUGGCUUAUGUUCAUAAUUGUCCAAGAAUGGAAUUUCCUUACCUACACUCUGUCAAUCAUGUUUUUGCACUUACCUGGACAUAAACCUUCAUGCUACAAACCUUGCUUCAUGUAAUGUGAAAGUCUCUGUGACCCUUUCUUAAUUGUCUUAUUCUGAUUCACUCCAGGGUUUCCAAAUGAGUGUUUUGGGGUCAUGUCAGGGACUCUAGGUGCCCCCAUCCUGCAUGUAGCACAUGCCCAUAGCCAAGUUAUCUUUGAACUUCUCAGAAUCUGUCAUGGAGUCUGAAACCCCCUCACCAUAUUCUUUUCACAUUGCAAUCUAACUCCAGCAGCCGGGGGUCAGGUGCCUAUCUUUAACACAGGGAGUCUUGUUUUUUCCAAUGUAGAAUGGAGGGGGAAAAUAUGAGUUCAGGUCUUAACUUUGCCACCAACCAGCAAUGUUACCAUAAUCAUCUCAUUUCAGAUUCCACAUCUGUGCUGACCUCAUAGGAUGGCCAUGAGAACUGUAUGGAAAAAAUGUGAGAACACUUUAAAAACUUGUGAAGCACCAUAAAGAUUGAUUAUUUAUUUUAAAGAAAUGUUGCACAUAGAAUAAAUACUAGGAAAAGAUGCACCAGUCAGUGGUUGGAGGAAUGGCCCAGAAACCAGGAGGCCUGCUUUGCCAUAGAGCAGUUCUGUUAUGUUGGGCAAGUCUCUGACCACUGGGUCGCAAUGUUCUUAUCUGAAGUGAAGAGCUUGGUCCUUACAGCUCUCAUAUUUUUGUAUUAAUAUCUUCUCUUUUGUUUUGGAUAUCCAUGUCUAGACUGUUCCCAAUAAAGGAAAUAGUAUAAAUAAAGCUAUGGUCCAUUAGGGUCACAUAAUGAUGAACUGUCAACAGCUCAGGGGCAGAGGAACUUCUUGGGUAUGGCUCACAUAAAUAACUUAUAGACAUGAUACCCACCCUUGACAGCUCAGAGUCUAGGAAAACAGAACAAAACAAAACAAAACAAAACAGUGCUGGUACAAGCAGGAAAAUGCAUAAAACAUCCAAUGCUUUGGAAAAUGGCAAAUUAGCAGGUUGUUGACAACUGAGGUGUGAAGGGACAGCUAGCUCUUCAAAUGUUUCUGGUCCUUUUAACUGAACAAUCUUGUGUGUAUCCAUUAAUGUAAGUGAUCAGUAUGCAAUUAUGAUGGGAAACCACAGUCCAUGUUUUACAUGGGACAUCUCAGGAACCUAGGUUCUGUGAAUGCUGGCUCCUCAGCCUAUAUGCUCAUCUCUGUGGUCCUGUUGUCUGCAGCAGUUUCUGGUACAGAGUAGGCACUCAGGUGAUGUUUGUUAUUGUUGCUAAACAAAUGUGUACUUAAUCUGCUGCUCAAUAGCAGAUUGCCUGGUAGCAUUCACUGAGUGCUAAUUGAGGUCACUAGGUCUCUGAUCCUUGGGUAUAGUCAAACUUUGGCUCUAGAGGUUUACAUUGACUUCACCUGGGAACCCAGUACUUGUUAGGCUCACUCUCUGCUCUGGUGCUUCAUGGUUUCAAACAAGGUCUGACCUUUUCUAUAAGGAAAUGCUUUAAGGAAAUGCUCAAAUGUCUUAAUAUCUAUAUGAAUGAGACAGAAAUAACCAGUAUUGAGAUGUGUCUUCAGUUGGAAGGAAUACAUGUAUAUAGUGACAUGGUAAAUAUCUGUAAACGAGCCAAUCCCUAGAAUCCCAACACAAAGUCCCACUGCCCCCUC